This is a messenger RNA of Darwinula stevensoni, 543 nucleotides long. Lineage: Eukaryota; Metazoa; Arthropoda; Ostracoda; Podocopida; Darwinulidae. The record is from the annotation of a GenBank genome assembly.
CUGCGCCGCCUGAACGACUUGCCCAUGGAUGGGUGCCUCGUGAGGGUGCUUCAGAGUCAGGCACAAUAUCUCCUCGAAUCAGGGCCUUCCAGUGGUCUGGGUCUUGGAGUUCACCCAGAGAGCAUCCCCAUGCACACUUUUGCCAAGUACCUCUUUGCAGCUCUUCUUCCUCACGAUCCAGACCUCGCGUAUUCCAUCGGACUCAGGGCCAUGAGGUUGCCGAUCCUGGAGGAGCACGACGAGUCGGAAGAGGGAAGUCGCCACGGGAAUCACGGUGGAGGCGGUGGUGGAGGAGGAGGUGGUUUGGGGAUGGUGCUUGGAAGAUAUCCCAGGUGGUUCACCCUCGGACAUCUGGAGACCCAACAGGGGGCACUGGCGUCCGACAUGCUCAACGCCGCCAAAAACGACGUCCUGCGUCUGCGGACCGUCUUGGACGCGGCCCAGCGUCACGUCCACAGCGCUUCGCACCUCUUCAGACUGGCCCAGGACGCGUUCCGCUGCGCCGUCCAGACGGACACCCCUCGAUGCCCCAUGCUCCUGAAC